Messenger RNA from Lachancea fermentati, 213 nucleotides. Lineage: Eukaryota; Fungi; Ascomycota; Saccharomycetes; Saccharomycetales; Saccharomycetaceae. The record is from the annotation of a GenBank genome assembly.
AUGAUUGUGCCAGUUAGAUGUUUCUCUUGUGGGAAAGUGGUAGGUGACAAAUGGGAAGCCUAUUUGAAUAUGUUACAAGAAGAUGAGUUGGAUGAGGGAACUGCCUUGUCCAGACUAGGCUUGAAGAGAUACUGUUGCAGACGUAUGAUCUUAACGCAUGUGGAUUUGAUUGAAAAAUUCCUAAGAUACAACCCAUUGGAGAAAAGAGAUUGA